CCAGAGGUGGUGGGGAUGGUUGAUCAUGGAUGACAGAGCAAAUCAGUGUGGGUCAGAUUUGUAUGUACUACACACAGUGUAUUGAGUAGUACUAUUUUAAGUAACGAGUGUUCAAUACAGAGUGUAACUCUACUGAUAAUUUCUAUCAACUGAUCUAUAAUAAUCGAUACAUCAGAGUUGUUAACUGUAUGUGAACAGAAUAAUAAAAGCGGCUGAAAUCUAACCUCGACUCGUAUUAGAGAAAAUAGUUUGACAUGCGCCUACGUAACGUGUGUUGGAUAUACGAAUAACGCAUGUACAUGUAAUAACCUGUACUGGAUUGGUUAUAUUGUUACACGAUGGCUACUGGGAAGCGAAGAAAUGUGCAUACUACGCUUGGCAAUACCACAAUGUUUGGUUCAACAGCAAGCAAUCUAAGGUCGAGCCGUUUGAACUUCCGUCCAAACUCAUCUCAGGAGGACAGAGGUGGAACUCGACCGACCGCUGCUCCGAGUUCUAUAGGUCUAAUUCUCGUAACAAUGUUUUUACAUGUUUGCAAGAAAUCAUUACUAUUCGACCCAAGACUCAAGGUUGCUAUAUAUUGUGGUGCGAUAUUCAUAGUAUCGAUCAUAGCGGACUUUAUUACAAUGCCAAGAACAUAUUUCUCACGUUCAGAUAACAUGCUGAACCAAUAUUUCGUGAAGUGGGGAUGGGGGUGGCUGCUGACCGUAACCGUUCCAUGGGUUGUGUUGACUGCGCAUACACUCGGCUGCGGUCGUCGGUCUAUUUUAUUAAAACACCUUGCCAGAUUAGGCCUGGCAACGAUCGCAUGGUUAUUAUGGAUCAAAUUGUUUAAUUAUAUCGAGACGAAUUACGGUCGAUGUCUUAAUACGAGAGACGUACUAUUGCAAACAAAAGCAAAGUGCCUUCAGUCCGGCAAAUUCUGGAGUGGUCUCGACAUAUCCGGACACACGUUCAUCCUGAUAUAUUCAAGUUUAAUUCUAGCAGAAGAGGGCUCCUCAUUAGUUGGAUGGGAGGGUAUAAAAGAUUUAAUUAUGCGAGAAGAGCAUUCACGAACUACUCCGAAUGAUCCCAGUACCGGACCGCUUCGGAAUUUGUCGAAUUCGGAUUUAGAGUUCUUAAAGAAGGCGCACAAAGCGCUCACCCCCUAUCUCAGGGGUCUGUUCGUCGCGAUGACGCUGCAACAAUUACUAUGGGACAUUAUGUUGAUAUCUACAAUGCUAUAUUAUCAUAUUAUGAUUGAAAAAUUCAUUGGUGGUGUGGCCGCCGUUUUAACGUGGUACGUCACGUAUCAGUGGUGGUAUAAAAUGCCGAAAAAUACGUUACCUCCACCUGGUGAGGGUUUAUUUAAAUAUAAUGAGGUGAAGAUUCAUGAUAACAACACUACUAUUAGAUCGAGGCGCAGCACUUUAAAUGGUACAAACAGAUUUAUGGGACUUCCAAUUCGCACGAAUCAAGAUAACACUGAUGCAAAUGGUGUCAAUAGACCAUUAGAAACUGACGCAACUAGCUCUAGAUUAUAAAAAUAAUGAAAUACCCCUAACUUCUUUUUUUUAUUGGUUGGAUUGGUCGAAGUUGUCGGUGUUUUAGGUAACUUUCUUAUAAUUACAUUUCUCAAUACAAUUUUCCUGAAUUGUAUAAUAGUCUUAUUUAUUAGUUGUACGAUGUAUCAACGGGAAAAGUUUACUAAACCAAACUUAGGAAGUGAUUUUAUAUUACUUGGGGAAGGGGUUUACUCAACUGUUGGGGUAUUUGCCAAUUUUGAAUACGUAUUUGAAAUCAUCAACGCAUUUUUGGUGAUAUUUUAUGUAAAUAAAAGAAAUGACUACUUUUGCGAUAGAAAUUUGAAUUAAAUUACGUAAGUAUCUGAAACAAUUGUCAUUUAUCUUGGAUAGGCUAUACAAUAUACUGAAACAAAGUACGUAUUUCUUUUCUACCUCUGUAUGGAUUGUUCAACCAAUCACACUAUAUCUACAUAAUACAAUCAUUGUUAUGGAUAUACCUUUUCUGACCUUGUUUUGUAAUUUGUAUUUAAUAAACUUUAUUGUUAACAAAGUGAUUCUCCCAUUAGUAGAUAAGGGGUUUGCAGUACGAAUUUAAUAUAAUCUGUCAUCGAAAGUACAAAAUACAUUGUCACAUCCGUUGUGUGUGUGUGUUUUCAUUUUCACAUAUUUAUCAGGUGUUAUGUAUUUUACUACUGUUGCAUGUAGAAUUUAAUUCACUAGCCUAUAAAAAGUUGUAUAAAAGAAUACAUUUUUCUUAAUAGUUUUUCGCAUCGCUACGUUCGUCCAACAAAUUUUAUAUUUUUUUUGUGUAAUUACUAUUUUAAGAAUAGUACAAAAUUUGAUAGUAGUUACAUACUUGGAUAGUUUCUGGUGACAGUAUUAUACGACUUCACCCUUUUGUGUGCAAUAAACAUAACAUAAAAAGCA
Megalopta genalis is the source of this 2432-nucleotide messenger RNA. It is a transcript of the gene Fitm, whose product is annotated as acyl-coenzyme A diphosphatase Fitm. Gene Ontology annotation, cellular component: endoplasmic reticulum membrane. Gene Ontology annotation, biological process: lipid droplet organization; lipid storage; phospholipid biosynthetic process. The record is from RefSeq and is a predicted model, not a curated record. Gene Ontology annotation, molecular function: coenzyme A diphosphatase activity. Lineage: Eukaryota; Metazoa; Arthropoda; Insecta; Hymenoptera; Halictidae.